GAGUAAAGAAGUGGACUACCAAUCCCACAGAGCGGACACAACGGCUCUGAGGUGUCCUUUCCAAGGAGACAACUCAAAUACCAGAGCAGAACAAGUUGCCCCUCCAUUCUUUUACUGAUGAACAGACUUUUUAUAAAUAGAAAAACUCCUUGAUGUUUUACGUACAACAAAUUUUUCAGUUUUUCUGUCUGAAGUGUGGAUGAAGAUCAUGAGGAACUCUACAUUUCUACCUCUGACCCUUCUCCUCAUAGUCUCUACUUUACAUAACCUUACAUCUGCCAUUUCAGCGUCAGAAUAUAACUACGGCGCCCACCCCCGCUUUGUGUGCACCCCACUCCCCACGGAUGCAGACCCGUCCUGCUUCUCUACGGCAGGUCCUGGAGCCGGGUCAGCAGGGCAUGGUGGACCAAGCCAGCAAACCGCUCCGCCCAGCAGCUGGCUGGGAGUGAGCGAAGAGGCCAAAACCACCAUCCUCCACCUCAGGGAGAGUCUGGUCCAACAGAAGGAGAUCAUCUUGAACCAGAGGGAGACCAUCAGAGAGCUGACGGCCAAGCUCACCCUGUGCGAGGGCGUCGGACGGGGUGUGUCGUUCCAUGACGAGCACCACAGGAUGACCUUACAUCACAGAACCCAUCAACACAACUACGCUGACAGCGAGCACUAUGGCAACCAGCAGGGUCACCAUAGAAAUGGCAACCUCAUACCGGACUCACCGCCCCAUCCGUCUUCUGCGGGGGAGCAACGGUUGGAUGGAGUGAAGGACAAACAUGUGGCAUCAGAGGACAGCACAUCAUCAGCGCAGCAGAUGGAGAGGAUGCUGCAGGCACUGAAGGAGAGGCUGAACAACCUGCAGAGGAGGAACACGUCCUCCACAUACUCCAGCUCGCUGAAGGAGCUGCUGCAGAGGAAGAUCAGCACGCUGGAGGAGCAGCUGCACCGCCACACCGCCGCCCUCAGCAGCCCGGACCACCACGACACCACCCUCAGCCUGGACCGCCAUGACAGCGGGUCCUCUCGGGGAGACAAAGGAGCCAAGACGGGCUACAACAAAGACGACCGCAACGACAAAGUUCGAGUUGGUGGUGGCAAAAAUUCAGAAAGCUAUAGAGAUGAAGAUGAUCAGGAUGCUGAUGGUGACCGUGACGAUGAUGAGGAUGAUAGUGAUGAGAGUGAUGAUGAGGAUGAUGAUGAUGAUGACGACGACGAUAGCGAUGAUGACGAUGGCGAUGAUGAGAGGGAAGACGAAGAUGACGAUGAUGAUGAGAGGGAAGACGAUGAUGACGAUGAUGAUGAGGAGAGGGAAGAUGAUGAUGAUGAUGAUGAUGAAGACCGCAGUAAUAAUGAAGCAGAGCGACACAGUUACCUUCCACACACGUACAGAACUGGUUUCCACUCAAAUAAACUGGAAACGAUGCUCCACCAGCUGCACCUCAAAGGAUCCAACAGGAAGAAGUUCCAGAACCUCGAUGCCUUCCAGAUCAGCUUCCCGAUGAGAACCGACUACAUGUACGGACGGAUGAAGAAGACUCUGAUGCAGGAGAUCUUCUCUCUGACUUUGUGUCUUUGGUUGAAGGCGGGCCUGGCGGGGCCCGGACUGGGAACACCUUUCUCUUACUCCGCACCAGGACAGGCCAACGAACUGGUGCUCAUAGAGUGGGGGGACAACCCCAUGGAGCUCCUGAUCGAUGACAAGGCGGCGACUUUGCCCUUGUCUCUGAAUGAUGGGAAGUGGCAUCACGUCUGUGUGACGUGGACGACGAGGGACGGACAGUGGGAGGCCUACCAGGAUGGAGUCCAGAGAGGCUCUGGGAUGAACCUCUCACCCUGGAGCUCCAUCAAACCUGGAGGAGUCUUCAUCCUGGGACAGGAACAGGACACUCUGGGAGGCCGUUUUGAUACCGCUCAGUCAUAUGUUGGCGAGAUGUCAGACCUGAACAUGUGGUCCCACGUCCUGAGCUCCAGUGACAUCUACAGCCUGGCCUCCUGCAGCAGCCACCUCCGAGGAGACAUCAUCACCUGGUCCGAGACAGAGGUGGAGCUACAUGGAGGUGUUGCCAGACACCCGUUUAAUCUUUGCCACUGAAGGGUCUCACCCUGAAGAGAAGAAGAAAAAGAAAAAACACUUAGAGAUAUCAAAAGACUGAAAAAACAGCAAAGAUUUUAAAGAAUCUGAGUGGAUGCCUUCCUUUAAUCUGACUUUUCUAAGUAACAACGAUAAAAUGGUAGAUUUGUAUUCUGAUAAAUCUGUAUUAACAGAUAAUCUGCAGGAUCCUAGAGGGUUAAAGGCCAUUCUCUAUUGUAACUAUGAGUUAGUGUUUGAUUUGAAAUGAACAAGUGCUGAUUGUGACAUAUUGUCAUAUUGUUUAUAAGGUGUAAAGGGAUGCUUCUUUUUGUCUCCAUUUAGCUUUGAAUUGGUUAAUACUUAUGAGAUGUCAGUAUCUUACCUGCAGCAGACAGCAGUUAGAGAUAUUUCAGUUUAGAAAUUCAGGAAGACAUGCUUAUGAGUCAAGCUAUAGCUGCUAAUCUGAUCAGACUUUUUCACAAACACAAAUCUAAAUCACCAUAAAUCCAACUUCUUAGCCCAUUUUUUUAUGGCCUAUCCACUGUUUUUUGCAGUUGUUUACAUUAUUAUUUAUUCUCCACUAUUAUCUAUAUUCAACCAAACAACGUCCACGUCAUUAUCAAUCAAUCAACCU
Nematolebias whitei (Rio pearlfish) is the source of this 2696-nucleotide messenger RNA. RefSeq names its product neuronal pentraxin-2. The transcript has 6 exons. The record is from RefSeq and is a predicted model, not a curated record. Bases 200 to 2083 code for a protein of 627 amino acids. Lineage: Eukaryota; Metazoa; Chordata; Actinopteri; Cyprinodontiformes; Rivulidae.